CGGUUGUUUAAUCUCUACUAGGAGAGGUCUCUACUGAGCAUACUUGACACAGAAAUUUUGGCAAGCUUACACGAUUUAAUUAAUUCGAAAAAGAUUCUUUGGUUGACCAGCUGGAUUUAAAUGAUCGCUCGUUGGUAUAUAUGAAAUGAUAAUUUAAGUGCUUUACGGGAAUUUCUUAAAUUUUAAAUCUGAAAGUUUUCGUUUAUUCCCGUUCUAUUUUUAUGGAUUGGACUAACUGCUUUUAAAAUUCAAAUAUCAAGUUGGAAAAAUUCAGCUUCUACUGUUUAUUUUCUGCGUGCUUACCUUCUUCAAGGUAAACAUCACUAAACCGCAAUUACAAGCAGACAGCUUCCCAUUUAUUCAAAUGUAAUCUGCACCACCUUGAAACCCAAACACUGACCACAGGAACGGAUUUAGAAACGUAGACAUUCAUUUCCUGUUAGCUGCGGAAGAAGAUUCAUUUGUACCACAAACAAUGGCUGCAAAAUACCACGAAUACAUGAAGUCGAAGAACUUCUUACCUUUCACUUUAGAUCGCUUGCCUCAGAAAAUGGUGCAGAAAGCUAAGGAUGAACUUAGAGAAACUGACGAAAUCCGAGGUCUAGCUUUGGAACAAUUGAGAAAACUAGUUCUGACUGAAAAGAAUCUGAAGUGCCCUACCGAAGAUGAGUACCUGAUUCAAUUCUUGAGGGCAAGAAAGUUUGACGUGAAAAAGGCCUUCACCUUACUACAAACCAAGUAUCAAGUGAGGAAGGCGUACGCUGAAGUCUACGAUGACAUCGAUGUGAACGAAUUGAGAAAAGUCGUCUCAGCUGGAAUAGUUUAUUGCUUUCCUUACAGAGAUGCGGAUGGUUGCGUGGUUGUAGUGAUGCAACUUUCCCGAUGGAAUCCCGAUGAUGUCACAAUAACGCAAGGACUCUGCGCAUUGACUGGAUUAUUGCUCAGAAUUGUGGACGACCCGGCCGCUCAGAUAUGCGGCAUCCGUGUACUGGUGGAUGUUCGUGGAUUUUCAAUGAAACAAGUGCGCUGCGUCACGCCUAGAUACAUAACCUUGCUGUCUAAAGCUCUUAGGAACUGCCUGCCCAUCCGCUUCAAGGGAAUUCACAUCUACAAUGAAACGAUCAUUUUUCAAUACGUCUGGUCCAUCCUCAAACUCUUCCUGUCAGACAAAAUAAAAGGCAGAGUUCACUUCCAUGGUGACAGUCAAAAAAGUCUCCACAAGCUCAUACCAAAAGAGAUCCUGUCGUCUGAUUACGGGGGCGACCACAUUACGUUCGAUGGUGCAGAAUACUGUGCGACCUUGAUGGAGCCUUUCUACGAAAAGUUCUUGAAGAUGGCAAAUGGAGGUUACUUGUAAGCUACCUUCGCAAACAAUAGCGACCAACAUGAUCAAUGUACAACACAAUAAAGAGGUGGAGUUGCAGUGUCGAAAUGACGACGGAUAUGUAAGACUCAUUAUGUCAUCGAAGGAUUGGAGCAAAUCGGGUACCUCGAAAAGUAUUCGAAUUUUUGAUUCGAUAAGAUAAACCAUUUUUGAUAUGCUGCCUCAUGUGACAUCUAAGAGUUUAGAACAAUUUAGUUUUAUCCCUAUUAGAACAAGUUACUGCACAGCAUAUCUGCGUCGUUCUUCGAUAUUCUUAAUGUCGUGCAAUAAACUAUCGUAUGAAGCUAUCUGAAUGUAUGAAGUUAUCGUAAUAUUAUUCUUGUGUAUUUACUGCUUCUAGGAAUUGCAGCGAUUUCCCAAAAUAUGGCGAUAUUCACAAGGAGAUAUGGAGAUAUUUCCAAAAUAUCUACAUUUCCUUUGGGAAAUGGAGACAAUAACAUUAUGGAAAUCUGGAAGAUUUAAAAUAAGCAACUAUAAUUUCCAAAGCACUAAAUAACUAGCGAGUUCCUCGUCUUUAUUUAGUACAAAAGUGUUAUUCGAUUUACGAUGUAAGACCUUAUCAAAAUAUAAAAAUAUAAAACUAUUCAGGGGUAUUUAUUUUUUUAUUAUAAUGAUCAUUAUUAUCAUUAUAUUAAAAGAUACCUUGAAAAAUGAACAUGAAGUUUUCAUUUCUGUAACUUGAGAUGUUUAUGUUAAAAAAACCAGCUUUUUUCCCCAUGGAAUUUGCUUUGUUAGCGCUCUUUUCAACAAUAUAUAAUUCUUUCUUCAAUAGUUAUCAAAAUCAGAUGUCAUUGGAUAUAUUAGCUUACAUUUACGCCUAUAUUUGGAUUACAUAUUGCUUAAUGUAUAAAACAAAAACUGAUUUGUGGUGUUGAUUUGAGUUCAUCACAUUAAAUAAAAUAAUUAUAGAAUUAAUCAUUGCUAUAAAAUUAUUAUAGAUAACUCUUCAUUAACAAUACAACAACUUCCUUCAUUCACACCAAAAUAAGAAAUUGCAAAUAAGAAUCACAUUUUAUUUUACUGAAGCAAAAAUAAAAUGGCGCUCUAAAAAAAUGAGCAAACUUAUGUAAAUAACAAAUUAUUUUGUUAUUAAGUAUUCAGAGUUUCAAAUUUAGUGGAAGGAGAUAGAUUUCAGCAAACGAUUCUGAAAAGAGCUGCGAUUAAAACAAAUUCAAAAUUAGCUACAAAAAGUUGAAAACUCACUAAUUGUAUGAAUGGAAUUUUUUAAUAAAUUUCUUAAGCUAAAUAUGUAUGCAUAUACAUAUUAAAAUUCAAAUUAAAUGCAUUUUCAAAAUAUUACUAUACUUAUAGUCUUCUUAUGCCAUUUUUAAUAAUAUCUGCUUUUUCCUUAAAAACAAAUAGUAUUUUGAUAAUUAAUAAAAAGUGAAUAUAUAUAUUUGAUCCUUGAAAGUCUUCGCCAGUCUUUUUUGAAAGAUAUUGCGGCUGCUAUUAUUUAUUUAGUCAAGUUAUUUGUUUAACCUGUACAUUUCACUGUCUCAUUUGUGUAAUAUGCAUUCACAGUAUCAUUUAUAAAAAUCAUUUUUGUCUAAAUUAUAGUCUAGAUAUUUUUUUGUUAUGUUUUGGUUAUUUGUGUUAUUAGAUAAAAGAUUAAUAGCACUUAAUUAUAUCAAUUAAAAAAUAUUAAUCAAAAUAAUUGAAUAAAUUAUUAUUUAAAAGGAAUAAUAUUAUGGCGAUGUUCCCGAACGACCACUUGUAUGUUGUGGAUCUUUUGCAUUCUUUUUAUAGUAGUACAAAAUUUCAUUUGAAGAAUUUGGGCGAGUAUUGUUCAUAUGACUUGAAAUUUCACCAAUAGUGGUUGCGCUAAUGUUAUCGAUACUAUUUUUAUGUUCUUGUGAAUGAACAUAAAAAUAGUAUAAAAUGUACAAAUGUGCAAACAAUAUAAAAUGAAACAUCGGUAAUUUUCAUCAUAUUUUAACGUCAAAUUUUUCUGCUAUAAUAAACAACUUAAAAAGCUUUUUAAUUAAUUUUAUUUUCUUUGUAAUAAGUUUAAUAAUUAAUUAAUCAUUAUUCUAUAAAAAUUAUUAUUUCCAUCUUUCUAAAGUCACCAAUAUUCUUUUUCCGUUUAAUUAAUACCUUUAUCGGUUAUUCUUCAAUUUUUAGAAUCUUUUUUUUAAAUGUUCCUUUAAAAAAUUCUCCCUUUGCAUAAAAUUUAACAGAAUUUUCCCAUUGAUAGUGUUUCAUAAUUUAUUAUUGAAAAGAUCCCAAAUUGUUUACAUAUAAUUUUCAAAGGAUCGGAAUAAUAUUUUUUAUUUAUGCGAUCUCUGAAAUGCCAAAAUCGAAAGAAAAAAAUG
This is a messenger RNA of Argiope bruennichi, 3696 nucleotides long. RefSeq names its product alpha-tocopherol transfer protein-like. The transcript has 7 exons. Lineage: Eukaryota; Metazoa; Arthropoda; Arachnida; Araneae; Araneidae. The record is from RefSeq and is a predicted model, not a curated record. Gene Ontology annotation, cellular component: membrane. Bases 476 to 1357 code for a protein of 293 amino acids. Gene Ontology annotation, molecular function: phosphatidylinositol bisphosphate binding.